GUAUGACCAAGCCUUCACACGAACAAGGGUUCACCGUAUAUUCCACCCUCUGCGCCUUUAUAGCAGCGAUAUCAGGCUUCAAUGUGGGCUGGCACAUAGGUGUUGUCAAUAUGCCAAUGGCCAUCAUCACAUCGUGCACUACCACAUCCUCCUCCGCUAUUCCUGAUUGUUUGCCAAUGGCCGAUUAUAUGUGGGGCUUGACAGUUGGAUUUUACGCCCUUGGUGGUAUUGUUGGUGGAAUGGGCACCAUGUACACCAACGUCUGGUUUGGACGUCGUGCCAAUCUCCUUAUCUGUGCUGCCUUCUUUGCUGCCGGAAGCAUUUUGACAGCUCUUGCCGUUAAUGUUGCUAUGUAUUCUGUUGGAAGAGUCAUUGUUGGUAUCGGAGCAGGUCUCGCUGGUGCCAGCUGUGCCAUCUAUGUUAGUGAAAUUUCCACCAAAAAGACAAGAGGAGCUCACGGAAGUUUCUUCGAAUUCUUCCUUAACCUCGGUAUUCUCGUCACUCAAGUCUGCGGUCUAUACAUGAGCACCGUUCCUACUUGGAGAUACCUUUGGGUCAUCUCUGCCAUUAUAUCCAUUAUCCAGUUUGCUCUCUUGUGGUUCUUCACCGUUGAAUGCCCCAGAAGACUUUGUGCCAACAAAAACUACGAUGGUGCUCGUGCCAGUCUUCAAAAACUACGUGGACCAGAUUGUGAUAUUGAAGAAGAACUCAACCUUCUCAUGGAAGCUCGCAAACAAGAUGAACAAAGACCUCAACUUUCUAUUUGGUCUGUCCUUCGUGGCAAGGAUCGCAAGGUCCUCAUUGCUACUGUUCAUGUCUGUAUCCUCCUUGCCUAUAACCAAAUCGGUGGUAUUGGACCUAUGAGUGUCUAUUCUGUCAGUUUCUUUACCAGCAUCUUCAAAGGUGAUACCCACAUGGCUACCACUCUCAGUUUGGUCUGUUCAGCUGCCAACAUCGUUGCUACUGCUAUUGCCGUUGUGCUUAUGAACAAGGUCGGACGCAAGGGCUUCAUGAUGAUUUCUACCGCUGGUAUGACCAUCGCAUGUAUUGGUAUCGUUAUUGGUUCCAGUGUCGCCACCGAUAAAACGGGACCUCUCAUCAUCUUUUCUGCUAUUCUCUAUCUUUUCACCUAUUCUUGUGGAUGUGGUGUUGUUCCAUGGAUGAUUGCUCCAGAGCUACUCCCUCUUCGCGGAUUGGCCGCCGGUUCUGCGCUUGGCAACGGAACAAACUGGCUUGUGAACUUUGUAGAAAAUACCCUCUGGCCCUUGAUCUAUAAUCGUCUUCAAAACUACUCUUUCAUCCUUUUCAUUGUCAUCAACUUUGUGGGAUUCCUGUACUCCUGGCUUUGCUUUGAAGAGACUACUGGAAAAGAGCUCGAUCAGCUUGACGGGGAUGAUACCAAAAAAAUUCAACAUCUCGAAGAUGCCAAAGAUUUUUAAACUCUCCAAUUGUAUAUCUUAACUAACUGUAAUAAAAUCCAAUGGUAUAUCCUCAACUCUUUAUUGAAAUCAUUCAACUUUUUGACAGCGAAACUUUUCCACUAUUAGUUGGUAGAUAAUGUGAUCCCAAUAAGUGCUUUAUUGUAGCAAAUAUAAACGAUUUGUCAUUAUCGUUAUGG
Messenger RNA from Umbelopsis ramanniana AG, 1618 nucleotides. RefSeq lists its product as uncharacterized. The annotation marks the transcript as partial. Gene Ontology annotation, molecular function: hexose transmembrane transporter activity. Lineage: Eukaryota; Fungi; Mucoromycota; Umbelopsidomycetes; Umbelopsidales; Umbelopsidaceae. The transcript has 6 exons. Gene Ontology annotation, biological process: monosaccharide transmembrane transport. Gene Ontology annotation, cellular component: membrane. The record is from RefSeq and is a predicted model, not a curated record.